AUAUGCUACAACCAAUUUCGUUCUUUUCCAGGAAGAAGCAGGGUGAGGACAUCCUCAUUACAAAGAUCAAGGACAUUGAGGAGAAUAUCUGGUCACCACGAUUUGGUGUAAAAGGGAAGAUAGACUUGACAGUGGAAGUCAAGAAAAAAUCCCGACCAGGCUUAGGAGAAAAAUCGAUAAUUCCACUUGAGCUGAAAACAGGGCGUCCAUCAUUCUCACUAGAGCACAAGGGACAGGUAACACUGUACAGUAUGAUGAGCUCUGAUCGGCGCACUGACCCCAAGCAAGGGCUUCUGUUAUACCUCAAGGAGCCUAGCAUGAAACUCAUCCCUGCAGACCAACUCAGUCAGAGAGGUCUGAUACAGCUUCGGAACGAGAUGGCCUAUUUCCUGGACCAGCAGGUUAAAAGGUCAACAGAAGAUGGCAGCACCGUGUACAGUUUUGGCCGCCUACCUGACCCCAUCAACAACUCAAGGACAUGCCCUAAGUGUCCCCAUCUUCUCCACUGUGCAGCAUUUCAGAAGGUGGAGGAACGCAGUUUACCAUCCAGUCAUGCCAUGUCAUCCCUCGUCCCUGAUGCACUGGCUCACCUUUCUCCCUCUCACAUGGAUUACUUCACACGCUGGUGUCUCAUGCUGGACCUGGAAUCUCAGACCAACAUACAGUCGGGCCUGAGAAAGAUCUGGUGUAGGACUGGACCACAGAGGGAAUCUGUAGGAGAAUGUAUAUGCCGACUGAAUCUGCUGACAGACGAAAACAUGGCUACCAAGUCUUCCUCAAUUGUUCAAAACUCCAACACAGAUGAUGAAAUGAGUUGUCUCACGUUUACAAGAAAUUGGUCAAAAAACAGAAACCUCCCCAGGGACCUGAGAACUGUGGGGCUGAUAUCCGGGGACUAUGUCAUUGUAAGCUCUGAGGAACCCAGUAUGAUUGCUGUCUGUAUGGGAACGCUGCAAAACCUUACUGCAGAAUCCGUGGAACUGGUUACAGAAAGUGAAAGUCUCCCACGACUGAAACAGAUCAGAGGAACAUUCCGCCUGGACAAGUAUGAUGGUUACAGUACCUCGUCGAUCCUGUACUCUAGUCUGUCCCGUCUCAUGGCUGACACUCCGCGAAGUGCAAGAUUGCGUUCUUUGAUAAUAGACAGAUCUAAAUCAGAAUAUCUACCUAAACUUUCCAAGUCAGACAUUGAAAGUG
Messenger RNA from Pecten maximus, 1197 nucleotides. Its product is annotated as DNA replication ATP-dependent helicase/nuclease DNA2-like. The annotation marks the transcript as partial. Lineage: Eukaryota; Metazoa; Mollusca; Bivalvia; Pectinida; Pectinidae. The transcript is spliced from 9 exons. The record is from RefSeq and is a predicted model, not a curated record.